Messenger RNA from Talpa occidentalis (Iberian mole), 5179 nucleotides. RefSeq names its product forkhead box protein K1. Gene Ontology annotation, biological process: regulation of transcription by RNA polymerase II. The record is from RefSeq and is a predicted model, not a curated record. Lineage: Eukaryota; Metazoa; Chordata; Mammalia; Eulipotyphla; Talpidae. The transcript has 7 exons. Bases 2099 to 3577 code for a protein of 492 amino acids. Gene Ontology annotation, molecular function: DNA-binding transcription factor activity, RNA polymerase II-specific; RNA polymerase II cis-regulatory region sequence-specific DNA binding.
AGGGAUCGAACUCGUGCUGCAGAGGCUGCGGAUUGCUUCACAGUGCGGUGCUUAACUCCUUGCACCACCAGGGAGGCCCAAAUUUUCUAUUUUUUUUAACAGAAUAAUGAUCUGAAUAUGGGUAGCGUGGCCCAAGUGCCUACAGGCAGGGAUUACUGGUGUCAUCUCUGGUGAGGGUAAGGUACCCGUCAGCAUCAUUAGGGUCAAGGAGAGCCACUUGCCACAUGGCUGGACAUUAGGUUUUUUCCAGCUGAAUGCGUCCCUCCCUGGGCCACGCAGCUGGCGGGGCUUUCCUAACCUGUCACCAGGAGAGUGAGGCGUGAUAUUUUGGUCGACUUCAUUGUGUCUGGAAGGGUGUUGCAGUGUCUGGGACUAGAUGCUGUUGAGCAGCAGCAUCUCCAGCAGCCAUGCUGUUUGGCAAGAUGCCGCGCAGAGAAUCUUCAGAAAGAGCCCUCAUAUUAGGGUGGCUUGUCCAUUGAACCACAGCUUCGUGCUGUCUCCUGUGGCACUUGGCGCCCCAUGGAUGCACUUAAAACCAGAUAUUGAGUUUGUGAAUGUGUUACUGCCAAGAUCCUCCUUCUGCACAUCUUACUUUAAGCUUGGGUAUUUAUCUGGUUCUGAAUAAAAUUCACAAAGGCAGCUUUUAUUGCUUCCUGCCUUCAACAGGCUUCUUUAUGGUUGUUGAUUAAAGUUUCUGCAUUCACAGGACUUACCUAGCUCUACCAUAUUUGAGGAACCUAGUGGACAAAAGAAUAAGAAUUCCUAUAUAAGAACCCUUAAAAUUCUAUUUGACUUACAUGGGUUCAUUACUGACAAGUGAUAAUGACCUGGAGUUGAGUUGACCGUCAGUUGCCAAGUUGUUCUCAGUUACAGUAUUUUAUUUUUCAUUGAUCCCUUCCUCCCUUCAAUAACAUUUCUUGAGCACCUUCAAGUGUUAUAGAUAGGCCCCCACCUCCACCCCGUCUGAGGGGGACAACUAUGUGAACCAGUAAUUACUAUUAUGGGGCUCACAGAGGAAGAAGUUUCUGGCUAGUGUGUCAGGAGAGUGGCACAAAAGAGGUGGUAGCCUCUGAGCUGGUGUCUCAGGACUUGAGAGCAUUUUUAGUAUUUGGACAGCAGGGAAUGACCCAGUGGCAAAAGAAAUCUUUUCAAGAUAGGAGGGAGCACGCAUGUGUGAGCAUCUUCUUGAUGGUUCUGGGAGGUGUGACCUUGGAAGAGCUGGCCCCUGGUCCUGGUGAGGCUGGAGCAAGGCAGAGGAGAACCUGUGUUUCCCCGGAGGUGGGCUGGCACUCGGUGCAGCACAGAGUCUUCUACCGUGUUUUAUCCACUUUUAGUGCUGUCUUUGGUUUUCUCUGAAUAUUCAGUCUUAGAAAUAGUUUUCAGAAUCAAAAUGUUGAUGUGGUUUGAUACCAAAAUCUACUUUGGCUAACUAGCCAAAGCCUGUCUGUCACUGUCGAGCUGAGUCCCUCACAGGUCUGAUACAAGCGAGCGCAGGGUGAGCAUUGGGUUUGAAAUGGGACCAGCUCCAAGGAAGGAGCCUAGAUGUUUCUAGCCCUUGGAUUUGGUUGCAGUUUCCAACUUGAAUUGCACUGCAUGCAGCCUAGAAGAGAUGAACAAACGUGAGCCAUUGCGAGUGAAGCAGUGGCUGUGGCCCAAGAGGACCAUGAGGGCAGGUCCCUGGGGAGGCCAGUGUGCCACCCCAGCCCCCUCCAACACAGGAAUAGGUUGGAUUCCAGCAGGUACCUCACCUUCUACCAGCUGUGAGCAUUCUCUGGAUCCAUGACUUUCCUGUCCUUUCCUCAGCACCGUCAUGUGGCCAAGUGAGCACUAGACAGAAGUCCUGCCCCUGCCCGCAGGGCCCACCAGGCCCAAUACCAGUGAGCAGAAAUGGCCACUCAAAUAGAUGGAGUUUGCUCCCUGGCUCUUGGUCUGACUCUGUCACUGCUGCUCUUUAGUUGCACUGUCUGUCCUCUGUCCAAGAGCUGGCGCAGCAUGGUAAUGAGGUGCAGUCUCGGGCUUCUGUCCCUGAGGCAUCCAGCCAGGUCCUGGGAUCCUGUUUCCUGCAUACAUUCUCCUUUGAGGACCAUGAACUUACAGCAUGUCUUCUCUCCACAGUGUUCCCAACUCCUGCCCGGCCAGUCCACGGGGAGCUGGAUCCUCCGGCUACCGCUUUGUCCAGAAUGUGACCUCAGACCUGCAGUUGGCAGCAGAAUUCGCCGCCAAGGCUGCCUCAGAGCAGCAGGCAGACACGUCUGGAGGGGACAGCCCCAAGGAUGAAUCAAAGCCGCCGUACUCAUACGCUCAGCUGAUUGUGCAGGCCAUCUCCUCCGCACAGGACAGGCAGCUAACACUAAGCGGCAUCUAUGCCCACAUCACCAAGCAUUACCCAUAUUACAGGACGGCUGACAAAGGCUGGCAGAAUUCUAUCCGACACAACCUCUCUUUGAACCGUUACUUUAUUAAAGUCCCCCGUUCUCAGGAGGAACCUGGGAAGGGGUCUUUUUGGCGAAUCGACCCUGCCUCAGAGGCCAAACUUGUGGAGCAGGCAUUCCGAAAACGGAGACAGCGCGGUGUUUCCUGCUUCCGGACCCCUUUUGGACCUCUGUCAUCACGGAGUGCUCCAGCCUCACCCACUCACCCUGGGCUAAUGUCCCCUCGUUCUAGUGGCCUGCAGACUCCAGAGUGCCUGUCUCGGGAGGGCUCACCCAUUCCACAUGACCCUGACUUUGGGUCAAAGUUAGCUUCUGUUCCAGAGUAUCGCUAUUCCCAAAGUGCACCUGGCUCUCCCGUCAGUGCCCAGCCAGUGAUCAUGGCUGUGCCUCCCCGACCUCCCAGUUUAGUGGCCAAGCCCGUUGCCUACAUGCCUGCCUCAAUAGUGACAGCUCAGCAGCCCUCUGGCCACGCCAUCCACGUGGUGCAGCAGGCCCCACCUGUCACCAUGCUCAGGGUGGUCACCACCUCCGCCAGCUCUGCCAACGGAUACAUCCUCACCAGCCAGGCUUCAGCAGGGGGCACCCACGAAGCAGCAGGCACAGCCGUGUUGGACCUGGGCAGUGAGGCCAGAGGCUUGGAAGAGAAAACCACCAUUGCAUUCGCCACCAUCCCUGCCACCAGCCGGGUUAUCCAGACAGUGGCCAGCCAGAUGGCCCCAGGAGUCCCCGGACACACAGUCACCAUUCUGCAACCAGCCACCCCAGUGACCAUCGGGCAGCACCAUCUUCCAGUCCGGGCCGUCACGCAGAAUGGGAAGCACGCCGUCCCCACUAACAGUUUAGCCGGCAGCGCUUACGCCCUCACCAGCCCCCUGCAGCUCCUUGCAGCCCAGGCUAGUUCAUCCACUCCAGUGGUGGUCACCCGGGUGUGUGAGGUGGGGCCUGAGGAGCCAGCGGCAGCAGUAGCAUCAGCAGUCACCACCACCACCACCCCAGCCACUGCCAGCACCACCUCCACCUCUGCCUCUUCCACCGGGGAGCCCGAGGUCAAGCGGUCCCGAGUGGAGGAGCCCAGUGGAACUGUGACCACGCAGGCUGGGGUAAUCACAGCUGCUGGCCCGCAGGCUCCGGGCUCCGGGGAAUGAAGUCACCUGCGUGUAGGUGGAGCAGGACGCAUGCCGCAAGAAUUCUGGAGCUGGAUCGCAAUGCUGACAGCGCUGCCGCUCCUGGAUGUGGGGAGAAAACUCCACGCUGCGGAAGCACGGUGCCAAACAGACAGGAUGGCCUCCAUCUACCUGCACCUGGACACACUCAUCCUCCUUUCCAUUCUCUCUCCUGCCCCUGCUCUGGUUCCAAACAAAACAUAUAAACAAGUUCAGACAGCUGAUUGUAUGAUUCUGGGAAUUCUUUGUUUUUAUUUCCUUCUCCCUUAGCACACCAUCUUCUCUCCCCAGGCCUGUGUCAAGGGCAUGGGAGAAGGUCUAGCAGCGUCUCAAGGAAUGUAUCACAGCAGACCUGGCCACACGCAGAGGCAAAAAUCUGGAGCAAACUGCUUCCCUGGGAGGACCAACAGACAUACAGCCUGGGACACACGGGCCCUCCGCAAGAAAGGACAGGACCAGGGAUAAAUCCCCAUUUGUGAUCAAUUUGAACAGGCCAGAGAAAGACAAGAACGGCCGAAUUUCAGACUGUUUCAUGGUGUUUUCUCCCUAAAAGUGACAGAAAAUAUUGGCAUUAAUCAGGGGAGGGGGGUUCAGUUUGGCUUUGCACCCCAAGCGUGUCUUGUUUAAAUGUGGAGCCUGGGAGUCACAUCAAACUGAGACAAAAAAGGAAUCAUCUGUCUUUGGGGUUUUCAUCUGUGGACGGUGUAACACGUUGGGUCUGGGAUUCCUUCAAGAGUAAAUCUGCCGCUCUGUCUGUUAACUUCAAGAAAGAUUGACGGCUUGAGGCAGAAAACUGUGAAAGAGCAGCUGGGAGCCAGCGUCCCCCCUGCAGUGCUGGCUGUGCCCAGAUUGCAGGGCCGUGGAACUGCAGGCUGGUGCUCCUGGUGGCUGAGGGUGGGCAGGGGGACCUUCACACCCAUGUUUCUCCCAAAACAGUAGGACCUGCCCCGUGUUCUCUGCUUCUGAUGCCCUGGUGCCAGCAUACCACUCUCGGGAUCCGUGCUGAGUGUCGGCUGCUCAUGCCGCUUUCUCAUCUGGUUCGUUGUCUUCACCACCCAAAACCCAUCUGCUGUUUUAAAUUGGAACUAAUUCUCCUGCCGGCAGCACCAGUGGCUCUGAGGUAGGUCAGCAGCAGCUGGGAGCAGGCUGUUCUCCCACCCCCAGCUCCUGCUGACUCUGUCGAUCUUGUCUCCUGGGGUGGGGGGACCACCUUUGUGCACAGAUGCCCAGCACCAUCGGCAGCUGUCACCAGGCAAGAGGUGCAUGGGACCAUCUGAUGUGCAGCCCAAGUUGGGGGUCUCACUGCUCCUGGAGAACAUUCUCAGGAAAUGCUAAGAUCACCUCUGUGAAGUUAUGGUGCACCUGGCCGGAAGCCUGGGCAUUGGUUUGGUGGUGGACACAACUGAAAAACAGCAAGCUGCAUGGAGCUCGAGAGUCAUAGAGACAAUGGUUUUAGCCUCUUACCAGCAAAGCUGCUUCCUCAACCCGAGGGAACCUCAGUCUCGGUAAAAUCUGAGGGGAAGGGCACAGGCUGCAAGACCACCCUGGCCAACAGCACUAGCUCAAAACCGGGGGGGGGGGGGG